CGUGGAAACUUACAUCACUAAAUAGGUUUGAUACUGUUUAUUAAUGCGGCCAUUUAAAUAACGUUCAUCAACAACGGAGCUGAAGAGCAGUCUUGAACGCGACUUGACGGUGACUGUUUAUGUUACGAUGGUGACCGUAGUGGAGCUGCUGAGCCUCCUGUUGGUGUCAGUGCUGUGGGGCUGCACCAACCCUUUCCUCAAGAGAGGCGCAGAGGGGAUAGAAAAUGUGCAACACAGCAACAGAGUCUCACAAGUGCUGGCUGAGGUCAAGUUUCUGUUUCUAAACCUCAAGUACCUGGUCCCAUUUCUCCUGAACCAGAGUGGCUGUUUGGUGUACUAUUACACACUUUCCACCACAGAGUUAUCGCUUGCUGUUCCUGUGGCCAACUCUCUCACCUUCCUCUGGACCCUGCUCACUGGCAAGUUUCUGGGUGAGGAGUUCGGAGGCAAACAGGCUGUCGCAGGAAUGUUCCUCACCAUGGCUGGCAUCACUCUGUGUGUUAUAAGCUCCAUUGAUGGCAAAGACACCGGGGCGCAGAAUAUGACCCAGACUGCGCAGAGAUGAAGAAUGAAACAAAUUCUCCUGUACCUCCAAGUGAUUCCUUAGCAGGGGAGGAAGGAAGGACCAGAGGGGGCAAUUUAGAUUCAGACGGCAGCUCUUUAGAGCAAUGUUUCUGGUGGGAGAAUUGUGCCUAAAUGAACGCGAGCUUCAAAAGACCUGUCCUCAAACUCUUACACCAAGUUGAAGGAGAAGUGGGUUCAUCUAGGGUUCACCUCAAGGCUGGACUAGAUUUAUGGCGCUUGAAUAGAACUUGGUGGUUGUUAACUUUUUCUUUUAAGCGUCCUGCUGCCCCACCAUGUGACUGGCAUCUGCAUAAAGGCUAUAGAGACCACAUACAAAUAAGACUGGCGUUUGAAAUGGACCGGCUAGAUCUAACCUCCUGGUUUUACAGGGACAUUUUACUGCGGCUGCCUUCUGUCCACUGUGGUGUGUUUGGGGAAGAGCAGAACAGAGGAGAGGAGAGGAGAGGACAAAUGGCUGUUUAGCUCGAGGAUAAAGCUGUUUUUCAUUUACUUGUUUUCCCCGCUGCCUUCUACACACGAUAUAUUACUGAGGUAGAUAUACCACUGCUACUUUCUUAAAUAGGAACUUUAGUAUUUUUUCAACCUGGACUUUAUUUUGCCAUGUUUGACAAAUGUGAACAACAAUUUUUUAAUAGUCCAGUAUUGAGAGUGAAGGCUGCAGCUGACAGCGGCGAAACAGGCUGCAAUCUAAUGUUAAUGGACAACUAUAUACCGUCAAUGUACGUUCACUCAAAGUGCUUGUUUUUGCCACUGACUGGCUCGAAUUGUUAUUUUAAGCGCCUGACAACAUUAUGGAAAGGAUCCCUACAGAGGCUGACCUUUCUUCUAAAAUCUUCUAAGAUCCUUUUUGUUUAACCCUUUUAGACACUUUUCACGAGCAUUUAAACCUUUGAAACCUGAGCAAAUUAGUUUGGUCUCUUUCAAAAACGUGCUAAAAAGGCGAUGAGCAGCUUGGCAAGAAGUGUCCUGCAAGUUGCAAGAAAACAGUUAAACAUGACAAGAAAAAUAAACUCAAAAGUAAAGAAAGAGAGCGGGGACAUUUUGAGAAAAUGAUCAUGAAUCUCGGAAAAAAUGCCCCAGAAAUUGUUGUUCCCAUUAGUUAGACACAAAAACAUGGAAAAUAGGGUCCAGGUUAAAAAAAAAAAAAAAAAAAAAAA
Epinephelus fuscoguttatus (brown-marbled grouper) is the source of this 1742-nucleotide messenger RNA. RefSeq names its product transmembrane protein 234 (gene tmem234). The record is from RefSeq and is a predicted model, not a curated record. The transcript is spliced from 5 exons. The coding region runs from base 128 to 565 and encodes 145 amino acids. Lineage: Eukaryota; Metazoa; Chordata; Actinopteri; Perciformes; Serranidae.